AUGGUUAAUGUGGUUGACUUAGCUGCUGAACAACAAAUGGAAGAAGAAAUAGUGGCCGAAGAUGCAAUUCAGUUGAAAGAUUUAGAGGAUGCUCCUUUGAAAUUAGAAGAUUUAAAGGCCGAUGUUGAAAACCCACUACUUAAAAUUAAUCUUGGAACAAAAGAAGAACCUCGGCCAACAGUUUGCAAUGAUUUUUGUAACCUUAAUACAACCACUCCAAAGGAAGAAUAUCCUAUACCCAUUGCUGAUCAACUGGUUGAUGCGGUAGCCAAACACGAAAUUUUGUCAUUUAUGGAUGGGCAUUCGGGUUACAAUAAGAUUUAUAUCGCUGAAGAAGAUAUGGCUAAAACAGCUUUUAGAUGUCCAGGAGCAAUCGGCACUUUUAAAUGGGUUGUAAUGCCGUUUGGGUUAAAUAAUGCAGAGGCAACUUACCAACGAGCCAUGAAUUCUAUAUUUCAUGAUAUGAUCGGUCACUUCAUGGAGGUUUAUAUCGAUGAUGUUGCAGUGAAAUCUCCUUCCAAAUUCAAAUAUCUAACUGAUCUUAGAAAAUCCUUUAACCGUAUGAGAGCACAUAGGUUAAAAAUGAAUCCGCUGAAAUGUGCUUUUGGAGUAACUGCUGGAAACUUUUUAAGGAAAGAUUAUUUUACGAAAUGGGUUGAAGCUGUACUAGCCAAAUCAGUUACAGGUGAUAGUCUUGUGCAAUUUAUUGAGGAACAUAUUAUCCACAGAUUUGGUAUUCCUGAAUCAAUUACAGCUAAUAGAGGGAAGAAAGAUUCAGAGUUGGGAAAAUGGUCUCCUACUUGGGAUGGUCCCUAUAUCAUUGAUCAGGUUCAAUCAGGAGGUGUUUAUAGGCUAAAGGAUUCUUAUGGUAAGCUUCCAAUGCCUUUUUCCAAGGACCAUUAUGUUUUGACAGCUUCGCUUGAGAAUUUGACACUUCUUCUAUGGCUUUUUCUUUGA
Messenger RNA from Cornus florida, 957 nucleotides. RefSeq lists its product as uncharacterized. Lineage: Eukaryota; Viridiplantae; Streptophyta; Magnoliopsida; Cornales; Cornaceae. The record is from RefSeq and is a predicted model, not a curated record. Gene Ontology annotation, molecular function: nucleic acid binding. Bases 1 to 957 code for a protein of 318 amino acids. The transcript is spliced from 6 exons.